AUGGCCCCCUCCAAUGUGAGCAGCAAGGGCAAGGCGAAGCCCGGCUCAAAGCCAUCGGCCACCCCACGCAGUCGAAACACCACACCACUGCCCAAUAUGCGCGCGUCAACGGAGCCCUCGUCGUCCUCGUCAUACUUCAACAAGCCCCUCAGCUCCUACCUAAAAAGAUGCGAGACUACUCUGGAGGAGAUAUUGGAUGCCGGAGGAAGCAGCACAUCGAUACCAUCGGGCAGCAAGCUGCUCGCCAUGCGCGAUAAGAUCGAGUCGACAGUGGUCAAGAACGUUGAGACGCGGUGCACGCAUUCCGAGAGCGUGUUGAGGGAGUUGCAGGGCAUGAGGAAGAAUCGAGGGCCACGGGAAAGGGAAAAGGACAAGGACACGGAAGACCGCGAGCGCAAACAGAAGCUGAAAAAGGUUGCGAAGAAGCACGAUGAGGACGGCAAGCACCCGCCCACGACAGGCGCGCAUGGCGUCACCAGACAGGAUGGUCUAGAUGCUCCGCCCUCCGCAGCUGGCGCCGGCGAUGCGGCCUCGCCCACCGGCUCUGACGUCUCACACCAGCCUGUGCCCGCGCCCGCUGUGCCGCAGUUCCAGACCUUCGGCCCAGACCCCGCCAAAUUCGACGAUCCCACCAUAUACCAUAUUCGUGAGGUCACCCCGGGCAUGUCAGCCGAGGAGCGCAAGGAGAUAUACUGUGUUGCCGACUUCCCCCCGUCUGAUCUACGCGACCGCACAGCUGGCUCACCGCCUAACAAAGACUUUUCAAACGCAAAGCCAGCAACACAGGUUAAUGCCACUGUGUUUGCCAACUAUGUGGAGCCUUACAUCCGACCGCUCACGGAGGAGGAUGUAGCAUUCUUGAAAGAGCGGGGCGAUAGGAUAGCACCGUUCGUGCUCCCGAGACGUGGAAACCGGCACUACAAGGAGAUCUGGGCAGAGGAGGAUGGCGCCAUGCACAUCGACUCGAAUGACCAACGACCAGCACCUAAUGUGCCGCGCGGUGCAGCUGAGGACGUCACUGAUGAUGUACUCGAGACUGACCAAGUAUCUACUGGUCCUCUGCUGGCCCGGCUGUUAGGUACUCUACGUCCAGAGGGACGCGGCAACCAGAAUAGCUCCAACGGUGCAAACGGUCUCAAUGACGAUGCGAUGGACAUUGACGAAGGCGCCGGUGCACCUGCAGACAGCACAAACACCAACUCGAUACCGGCCGCUACGCAGCUCCCCGACUUCCAAUCUCCAGCAUGGAAGUCUGCCCAGUCCAACGGCCGCACCGAAUACAGCGGCCUCGAGGACCGCGUCCUGAUGGAGUUGAAGCACUACGGUCUGAUCUCGGAAGCCGACGCCGAGUCCGCCGCCUACGACUCCCACUUCGAUGACGAAGUCGCCCAGCGUCUGCGCUUCCUCCAAGAAGAACUCCGCAAACAGUCCAUCGUCAACGGCGCGCGCAAACAGCGCCUCCUCGGCCUCACCGAAGAGCGCAUCGCCCAGCAGGAAUACAACACCAUCGCAGACGACCUCGACAACCAGCUCAAUGCCGCCUACCUCAAGCGCAACCGCAACAUUGGCAAGGGCAAGAAGCAGAAUAAGCGUCCUGGCGGCGCCGGCGGUGGUAGUCAUGCCAUCACAGGCACGGCUGUAACGAGACCUGGUGUUGGCGAGCCGAUCAAGACGCUCAUGGAGCGCAGGCAGCAGUGGAUCAACACCAUCGGCCCUGUCGUCAACUACGGAAAGACGGGCCUGCCUACCGAGAGCAUCUUCGAGGAAGAGAGAAUGCGAGAGCUUGAGAGCAGGGAGGUGGAGAUCUGGAACACUGAGGCUGAAGAGUAGGGCGUGGUUACUUCACUCGCAUACACGGCGUUAUCAGGGUCGGAUCUGGACUUUGGGCUUUGGCGUUUUUGGUGAAAUUGGACAUCUUGGGUCCGGGUUGUCUAUGGAAGAAUGACCGGGCGUUGUUCACGUGGCAUGGCAUUUGAUGAAGAUACCAAGGUCGAUAGUUCUACAUGUUGUGUAGCAAUCAUGCUAUGCUUGGAAAAGAAACACAGAGAAGUGAACUUU
Messenger RNA from Parastagonospora nodorum SN15, 2058 nucleotides. RefSeq lists its product as hypothetical. The transcript has 2 exons. Gene Ontology annotation, cellular component: SAGA complex. Bases 1 to 1830 code for a protein of 609 amino acids. The record is from RefSeq and is a predicted model, not a curated record. Gene Ontology annotation, molecular function: transcription coactivator activity. Lineage: Eukaryota; Fungi; Ascomycota; Dothideomycetes; Pleosporales; Phaeosphaeriaceae. Gene Ontology annotation, biological process: regulation of transcription by RNA polymerase II.